AUGAAAUACGUUACAAAAUUUCUUUUAAUGUUUUCUUGUGCAAUAUACGUGUUACCGUUAAAUGGUUUGCAUGAGUCACAAUUUACUUCGUCUUCAAGGCUAAAAAGAGGAGGUCUACCAAAUAAUCAGCAAGCAAGCGAUUCAAUGACUUCUGAAAUCCAGGAAAAUCCAUGUAAUACCAAAGAAAUUAAAAAGCCAAACUUUUACUUUCCUGGUCUCCGAAAAAGCGAAACGAAAUGUUUUGAAUACAUUUGGGAAAUAGAGAGGCGUGAAGAUCAGUCCAAAAGGGACGCUGACUGCUUAACCUAUAUACUAAGCCAACCUGGUCCAAACAAACCACACUUCGCCGUAGGUGGUAGAAUUACAGAGCCUGGUGAAUUUCCGCAUAUGGGUGCUGUAGGUUGGAAAGCGACAUCAGGGUCGUGGGUAUUUAAAUGUGGUAGCUCCUUGAUCAGUUCUAAAUUUAUGCUGACAGCUGCACAUUGCUCAAGAGUGUCAUCAAGAGAUACAAGUAUAGCAAAUACUACCCCGGAGAUCGUGCGGUUAGGCGAUAAAAAUAUCAUUGAUGUGUUUGACAAAGGACGUUUUCCAUACGAUGUAAAAAUUAAACAAUUUAUCGUACAUCAUCAGUACAAGGCUCCGAAAAAGUAUUUUGAUAUAGCUAUUAUACAACUAGAAAAUGAAGUGUUUUUCACUAGACAUAUACAACCCGCUUGCCUUUGGACCCAUCGCGAUACCAGUUCUCUUGGAACGAAAGCUACAUUAACUGGAUGGGGUGUAAUAGAAACAGCAAAGUUAACAACGUCUCCAGAAUUACAAGCUGCCGUGGUGGAUAUACUAGAUUCAGCACUGUGCAAUAAUUUGCUGCAGUCCUCAUGUAAUCGAUUAUGGUGCGGAAUGACAGAAAGUCAACUUUGUGCUGGAAAAUUAGCUGGUGGCGUUGACGCAUGUCAGGGUGAUUCUGGAGGACCUUUACAAGUGAAGAUAAGUUUACCUACUAAUAAUCAAGGCUCAAUUCACUAUUUGAUAGGCGUUACGUCGUUUGGUAUUGGAUGUGCUCGUGCCAAUACUCCGGGUAUCUACACAAGAGUAUCAAGUUUUAUAGACUGGAUAGAGGACACUGUAUGGCACGGAGAAACAAACAUGAGUAUAACAGGCGACUAA
This is a messenger RNA of Parnassius apollo (apollo), 1164 nucleotides long. The record is from the annotation of a GenBank genome assembly. NCBI's taxonomy places the organism in Eukaryota, Metazoa, Arthropoda, Insecta, Lepidoptera, Papilionidae.